Chaetura pelagica (chimney swift) is the source of this 2022-nucleotide messenger RNA. It is a transcript of the gene SDAD1, whose product is annotated as SDA1 domain containing 1. The record is from RefSeq and is a predicted model, not a curated record. Gene Ontology annotation, cellular component: nucleolus. Gene Ontology annotation, biological process: ribosomal large subunit export from nucleus; ribosomal large subunit biogenesis. The coding region runs from base 1 to 2022 and encodes 673 amino acids. The transcript is spliced from 22 exons. Lineage: Eukaryota; Metazoa; Chordata; Aves; Apodiformes; Apodidae.
AUGUCCUCUGCUACCAAAGUAAUUUCUCCCAGCAUCUUUGUAAGGAAGUUCCUCCAGCAGCACCAGCACUACCAGUCCCACGUGGAGAUCUUCACCUUCCAGCCCGACAAGCCCAGUAAGGAGCUGGCGGAGCUGGUGAUGUUCCUGGCGCAGGUUGCCCACUGCUACCCCGAGCACAUGGCCAGCUUUCCGCAGCAGCUGAAGGACCUGCUCUCCUACCACCACACGGUGCUGGACGCGGAGCUGCGCAUGACCUUCUGUAAGGCUUUGAUCUUGUUAAGGAACAAGAAUCUCAUCUCUCCCACGAGUUUGCUGGAGCUCUUCUUCCAGCUGCUGCGCUGCCACGAUAAACUGCUACGGAAGACUUUGUACACUCACAUCGUGUCAGACAUCAAGAAUGUCAAUGCCAAGCACAAAAACAACAAAGUGAACACAAUGCUGCAGAACUUCAUGUAUACUAUGCUGAGAGACAGCAACCCUACUGCUGCCAAGAUAUCUCUGGAUGUGAUGAUUGAGCUUUACACGAGGAAUAUUUGGAAUGAUGCCAAGACAGUCAAUGUUAUCACAACUGCCUGUUUUUCCAAAGUGACGAAGGUGUUAGUUGCUAGUUUGAAGUUCUUUCUUGGGAGAGAUGAAGAUGAAAAACAAGAUAGUGACUCAGAAUCUGAGGAUGAUGCUCCUACAGCCAGAGAUCUGAUGAUGCGAUAUGCAACUAAUAAGAAGAACACCAAGCGCAAGAAGAAACUGGAGAAAGCCAUGAAGGUUCUCAAGAAACAGAAGAAGAAGAGCAGGCCAGAAGUGUUUAACUUCUCUGCUAUUCACUUGAUUCAUGAUCCCCAAGACUUUGCAGAGAAACUGCUGAAGCAGCUGGAGAACUGUAAGGAACGAUUUGAAGUGAAGAUGAUGCUCAUGGACUUGAUAUCUAGGCUAGUUGGAAUACACGAGCUUUUUCUUUUUAAUUUCUACCCCUUCAUUCAGAGAUUCCUGCAGCCCCAUCAGAGAGAAGUGACAAAGAUUCUUCUGUUUGCUGCCCAAGCUUCACAUCAGCUAGUACCACCUGAGAUUAUCCAGUCAGUGUUAAUGACCAUUGCCAAUAACUUUGUCACUGACAAGAAUUCUGGGGAGGUCAUGACUGUAGGGAUCAAUGCAAUAAAAGAAAUCACUGCGAGAUGUCCAUUAGCCAUGACUGAAGAUCUGCUCCACGACCUUGUUCAGUACAAGACUCAUAAAAAUAAAAAUGUGAUGAUGUCUGCAAGAACUCUGAUACACCUUUUCCGUUCCCUGAAUCCAGAGAUGCUGCAGAAGAAAUUCAGGGGCAAGCCUACUGAGGCCUCCGUGGAAGCUAGGAUUCAUGAAUAUGGUGAACUGGAUGCCAAAGAUUAUAUUCCAGGAGCAGAAGUACUGGAUGUUGAAGAAGGAACCAAAGAGGAAGAUGGAUGGGAAAGUGCUAGUCUGAGUGAGGAAGAAGAUAACGAAGAUGGAGAAUGGAUUGAUGUGCAUCACUCCUCAGAUGAGGAGCACCAAGAAAUAGCAGAGAAGGUGAAAAGCAUGCCUGUGGAGGAACGAAAAGCCAAAGCUGCAGCAGUCAGUACCAGCAGGCUGCUAACCCAAGAAGAGUUCCACAAAAUACGCCUUGCUCAGCUCUCCAAAGAACUUAAUUCAGCACCUGGCAAAGCUGCCAAAAGGAAACAUAUUGAAAUAGAUGAUGAAGAGGAGGAGGGCAGGGGAGAGUUGCUUUCACUCAGAGAUAUUGAACAUCUGCAUAAGAAGCCUAAAUCGGACAAGGAGACCAGACUAGCAACUGCUAUGGCUGGAAAAACAGACAGAAAAGAAUUUGUGAGAAAGAAAACAAAAAUUAACCCCUUUGCCAGCUCUUCCAACAAAGAAAAGAAGAAGCACAAGAACUUCAUGAUGAUGAGAUACAGCCAUAGCGUCCGGACAAAAAACAAGCGUUCUUUCAGGGAAAAACAGCUGGCUCUUCGAGAUGCACUUCUGAAAAAGAGGAAACGGCUGCUAAAGUAA